This is a messenger RNA of Metopolophium dirhodum (rose-grain aphid), 3221 nucleotides long. RefSeq names its product probable myosin light chain kinase DDB_G0279831. The record is from RefSeq and is a predicted model, not a curated record. The transcript is spliced from 5 exons. The coding region runs from base 950 to 2827 and encodes 625 amino acids. Lineage: Eukaryota; Metazoa; Arthropoda; Insecta; Hemiptera; Aphididae.
UUUCGGACGCGAUUCAGAUCGUAAAUAUCGCCCGCGGCCGUUGGAAGUGCAUACAAUAGCGUUAUUUUCUACGCCCGCCCGCCGCCGCCGACUCGCGGUUUCCGUUUUUUUCCCUCUUUUUACGACGACCCUGUGAAUUUGUGAUAUUACUAUUAUUAUUUACUCCGUGUCCGCUUGACAGUCGAAACCGACCAAAACGGUUUAACUUUUCCGCUCUCCGAUUUCCGGCGGGCUGACCGUUUUUCGAUAUUUUGUUCGCGAGUCCGUCGAUUAAUAAUAAUAAUUAUAUUAAUCUAUAAUAAUAGUAAUCGUUGCGAUAACGUCGACCGUACGGCAAAACGGCCAGUGACACGACGAUAACGACAACAAUUAUACGAUAUUAAUAAUAAUAUUAUGAACGCGGACGGCGCGACCGCAGCAGCUGCAGCCACGACUAGGACCAACGACGACGACGACGACAAUCGCGCCGCCACCGCCGCACUGAAAGACGUUAAUAUCACUCAUUAUAGUCGUUAAAAGCGGUCGCAGCGAGUAUAAUAGCUGCUGCCGGUGGUUCCCUCGUCGCAGGUUCAGUUUUUCCCACACCCCCCGACCCUUAGACAUUUUGUGAUAACGAUUGUUAUUGUUAUUUAUUUUUACGGGCGUGCGUGUCCGGACGUGUAGUUCAGUAGGUAGUAGCGUAGGACGUAUAGAUAGACGUUACUGCACUAGGCAGGAAGGUAGGCAGACAGAGACAGAUUGGCCCGUAUCGGAUUUCCGUUCGCCGAUCGAUCGAUAGUCUGUAGGUAUAAUAUUACAUAAUAAUAUUAUUAUCAUCGUAGCAAUAAAUCGUAGUCGUCCGCUCCGACGACGAGAUCGAUAAGUCGGUGUGUGCGUGCGCGCGUCGUCCGCCGCCAACGCCGUCGAUGAACGAACUUUUCGGCGAUUUUUUCGCGUAAAAGCCUACGGGAUGGAUACGUGCGUGGACCCCAACGUACCGCCGUGGAAGUUGGAGCUGAUCAACAGGAGACGGACGAGAAACAGUCAAUCAAAGUGCGGCGGCGGCGGCGGCAAUAACGAACAACAACUACAGGUAAAACCAGUUCAAUGGACCUGGUCCCCCCCCACCACUCAACACUUUCUCCAGCAGCCGAAUGCCGCCGCCGCCCAGAUACCGAUGCCGCAGCCGCCGCAUCAGCAGCAGUCCACAGUCGUAGUCGGCACCGCCGUGUGUCCCACCAGCAUGAGGCUGUUCAAGUGCGAGGCCACCGCUAUCAUGACCAAUUUCAAGAAAAAUCCGCAGAUCAACCGCUGUCGAUCAAAAUUCAAAACCAAACCGCAGAUCAUCACCGAAAUCACCAAUGGCCUGGACUACCAUUCGGAUUCCAGCGAAGAAUUCAAGUACGGGCCGGGCAUCGUGAACAAACUCAAGUCUAAGUACAUGAGCAUGACGGUGCGCGAACAAAAACCCAGACCGUCGUUGCGCCGGUCCACCAGCAUGGACAAUAUUGUUGACGACAAGAGGCUCAACGACAAACCCAAACUCUACUCGCAGCCGGAUGUUGUCAGUAUGGCAGCGACCGUCAAGAGCGAGACCAUGAAACGUGCCCGUUCCAUGGAGACUUUGUCCGAUCCCCAUUCGGGCAACACUAACGGCUACAUGGAUGAACAACAGCCGAAGACAACAAAUGGUGAUUUGCCGCCACCUGAUGUCGUCAAAACGUAUAAAAAAAUAUUUGAAACCAAAACACAGACCGAACUGAAACCCAUCAAGAUAAAGCCUGCAAUACUGCCUAAGCCAAUGAUGAGCCCAGAAAAAUCACGUCCGGCUAGAAUGAACAAAGCGCCAUUGAAGAAAAUGUCCCCACCGAUUAAAUAUCCAAACAGAUUAAAAAAGAAGGAGUCGUUAGGUUUUGAUCGUUCCAAACCAUUGAUCAAUGAUGAGGUUAGUUCUAGCCAAGAUGAAUCAUCUAUGUCGUCUGAUGAUGGUGGAUCGCAAAGACACAGGGUUACUAUUAAAGCUGCCAUUACUGCAACAGCUAUUGAUAAUAAACCAAUAUCAAUACAAACCAAGCAGAUAUGUGUUAUCAGACCAACAACCAGAACUACUUUACAGCCUGAAGAAACUACAAAUGCUCAAUUGUCUGAUAAAGAAAUAGAAAAAAAAUUUAUAAAUAAUAGUAAUAAUAGUACCAAUAAUAUCAAUAAUACCAAUAGUACCAAUAAUACCAACGGUGAAAAAAGAAUAAGUGGCUUAUGGGAUAAAAAACGUUGGGAUAAUCAUGAAAACAGUGUAGUUUUCAAUUUCGUCAACAGAAAAGGAGUCCCAAACUAUAUUGACAGUGAAGGUCCAGUGCAAAGAAGAGACAAUUCUUAUGGAGUUAAAGAUGGUUGUAUCAUGUUGGACGCUCAUUGUGAAGAAUCAAGUACUGAUGAUAUUGACAAUGUAAAUCAUGAUAAUUAUGUUACUUUUGUUGGUGACAAUAUUAUAAUUGGUCGUUCAAACCUUCGAAAAGAAAAUUCACCCACUCCGAAAAAAGACCUCCACAUAAAAUUUUCUGACGUACUCGAAACGACGCACGAAUAUCCGUCUGAAGCAUCGAUGUUAGUCGAAGAGGAGUCUACAAAAAACGACGAUUCUACAACCAUGUCGCCAAAAAGUAAAUUCGGCAAUUACAUUCCAAGUAAAUUGGGACCAAAUGAAGAAGCAUUUCUCGGUGAAUACGGUGUGAGCAGAAGUAAUAUGAAACCCGUAAAACGCGCGGUCGAUAAAAACGAAGAAGACAUGUCAGUGAUGGACACAUAUGUGCCCUGGAGUGAAGAAACUACACCCGAUCUCUUGUUUUGAGUUCCUAAUCUUUAUAUUUUGUAUUGUAUGAGCUCAAUGGUGUUUUUUUCCAAACAAUAUAAAUUUAACGGAAAAAUCGAUUUCUUUACGUAUUUUUUUUUUUAUAUUAAAUAACUAUAUUACCUGUAUUAAAGUUUAAUUUAAACAUGGCCAACACGAUAAAAUACAAGACUCAAUGAGAAAUUCCUCGACUGAAAAACUACAUUCUUUACAUAAUAUUUAUAUAUUUUUACGAUUCCUAUAAAUACGUGUAAUAUUUUUUUGCUAAGUAGUUUUCGUUUAUUAUUUAAUAUUUCUACUAUUAACUUUGAUGUUGUUUAUUUAUUUGUGCUUUUUUUUUCUUUUUUUAUAUAAUAUAAUACAAUCAUAAUAAUAUGAUAUUUCGAUGUUUAAA